Sphaeroforma arctica JP610 is the source of this 633-nucleotide messenger RNA. RefSeq lists its product as hypothetical. Bases 1 to 633 code for a protein of 210 amino acids. The record is from RefSeq and is a predicted model, not a curated record. Lineage: Eukaryota; Ichthyosporea; Ichthyophonida. The transcript is spliced from 2 exons.
AUGUUCCCCAUACCUCGGCUGAUCACACCGUUGAAGUACUACUUUCAAAUUUCGGUCCACCCCAAGUCAUCGCACUUAUUGGUUCCGCCUAUGACACUUACGAUCCAAGCCAGCCAGCACUUAUCGAGUGUAUCCGUGGUCUGGUGCGGCAUUGGCUCGCCCCCGACCUCGGUCCUCGACCGAAUUAUGACGGAUAACCUGGUCCUACUCGAUAUUUUGUACUCUGCACUAUCCCAUUCCACGGCACUACAUCGUGCAGACCCGAUCCGUAGCACAGAGGUGGAGUGGGAUGACCCAGCAACACUGAGUGAUACACCAUCUAUCGAGGAAUUCGCACACGAGCAACUACUUGCAAAGAAGAACCCGCACGGGGCAGAAGUUUUAAAGAACGUCCACGACCGGUUGGGUAUCAACUUUUGUAAGCAACAGCAGAAGAAGAUUUACGAGCAGGACGCCUCAUGUGCGACCGUGUAUACACCAGAAAAGGAGUCGCCAGAACUACCAACACCUUCACCGACACCGGCAAGCAUUGAAGCAAGCCGCCAAGUGCUUCACGCACGCAUACUUAAGUUAUCGGAUGAACUGUGCCAGACGAUAGUAGACGACAACACAGCUCGUGUCGACGCCCUUUGA